CCAUGCACAUUGUGACUCAAGGUGACUAAUAACCAACUGCUUGACAUCCAUAUUUAUUCGUAUGGCGCUGCAGACUGACAUAUCAAGGUGUAUCAGUCACAGAAAACUACAUUAAGUUGUUCAGGACAUCAAUGGUGACAAGUGCAGUUGCCCGAUUUUCUCGACAUAUAUAUACAUAUCUCUACACUAUCAUUCGUGUUGGGGGCAGCCCUGUCUGGUUCCGUCCCGUGACUAGUGAAGCACAUCUGUGAUAUAAGGACAAUGUCUCUCUCCUCAUCGGUUCGGUUACUCAUUGGAUUAUUUCUCUUAACGACCUUCUCAGUAUCGAAUGGAGGAUCGUCUUGGAUAGACUGGGGAAACAAACAUAGCAGCGAAGAACAUGAUGAUGACAGCCACGAAAAACAAUACUGUGGAUCAGGCCUUUCGUGUCCCAGUCGGUACUACGGAGACGACUACACGGAAUGUUGUAUGAAUGGCCGAAAGUUGGCCUGUUGCAAACCCGAAGCACCAGCAGUUGACUUGGGCAAAAUGCAACCGUGGGCAAUAGCACUCCUGAUCUUAGCCAUGCUGUUCAUCCUUUGUGCCAUAGUGAUGCUGCUGUGUGCCUGCUGUAGCUGCUGUUACUGGGCAGGCAAGAGACGGAGGAGGGAGUACGUCGUCAUCCGGGACCAGCCAACCUACAGCUAUUCUCAUUACCACGGUGGAUAUCGCGGGUGAUGUGAUCAGAAUAGCACAUUCGAAUAGCCAAUCAUUUCGAAAUCAUCAUCGCCUGUCGAUCGUGGCAGUCAAUUUGGACUCCGUUUCCCUGUGAAUAAAAAGAAAAACGUAUAGGCUAAACAGUCAUGUAUAGGCUUGUCUUAAUUCUUGCUGCAACCGAUAGGCCUAUAACUGGUGUGAUCGUUGUAGUUUUUGAAUCAUAAGUGAAUUAUGAUUAUAUUCCAUCUCUGAUUCAGUCUCGCACGAAAGUUCAAGCGGCGGUGUACGUCAAUCCUAAGAAGGGAUGCGCACAACGCCGAUGGCUCCCCAUGACAAUUUGAGGAGACGUUGCACACCAACGCUACACUGAGUAUGUACAUGUACUUUAAGAUUCCGGUCUCAUAUUGACUACUCGGAUGACUUUAUCGAAAAUUGUAUUGCGUGUGACCCAGAUCCGAACAUCAGGUGCCAUCGACAUAAUGAUGUGGUGUGACGUCCAUUAGGCUAUAUCGUUGCCCUACUGCCCCACCACUCUGAACCUUGUUUAGUCAGCCAACCACCAGUUCAUCUUGAUUUCUGUAUUGUUUUCGAAUACUGCAUCGAUAGUCACGAUAGUGCUUCCACAACUAUUUACUAAUCAGUCGGAUCGGAUAGGUGUGGAUAGUUGGCAUUGGAGAACGUCAAAUACAGCGGAUUUCGGGUGAGGCUGGGAAUAAAAUGUGAGUAGUUUAUUGUAGCGGGGUGUCAACAGGCGGAUUCAUAUACACCGACUCCUGACAACUAUGUUUUAAGUAGCAGUUCUGCAUAAAUAAACAUGUUUAGCGGACCAAAAUUUUGAGGCUUCAGCUUACUGACUACUGCUGAUAAAACCAAAUGUGAUGCGCUGAUCGAGGAAAGCGCGCGUGUUUUGAACUCUGGGGUGUUCUUUUUCUGUUUGAUACUAUACAUUUGCUCAGCAGAUAGAAAAGAGAUAUUGUAUUACCCCCUGAAUGAACGAGUUGGGAAAUUGUUUAGGUAGAGAGCUUCAGUGUAUGAUGAAGUUUGUGCUGUAUUAAAAUCCAACAAGUUCAUCAUGGAAACUAUUGAAACGUUUGUCCGCAUUGGAUUUUCUCCAAUGAUUUAUUAUUCAGCUUGGUCGCUCUUUCCCUGAUUCAUGUGAAAUUUAUUUCAUCCACCUAAUAUGAUGCCGCAGCCCUUCGCGACGAUAAUGCUGCCCUACCGACAUGUAACGAUUAUAUAUUCGCUAUCAGUAAUUCAAUAAAACCCUGCUGUUUGAUA
Lineus longissimus is the source of this 1974-nucleotide messenger RNA. RefSeq lists its product as uncharacterized. The coding region runs from base 262 to 717 and encodes 151 amino acids. The record is from RefSeq and is a predicted model, not a curated record. NCBI's taxonomy places the organism in Eukaryota, Metazoa, Nemertea, Pilidiophora, Heteronemertea, Lineidae. The transcript has 4 exons.